AUGGCAGGGAGUGUAAUUAUAGCAGCUUCAGCCACUGUCCAUGGUAUUAUAGCAGCUUCAGCCACUGUCCAUGGUAUUAUAGCAGCUUCAGCCACUGUCCAUGGUAUUAUAGCAGCUUCAGUCACUGUCCAUGGUAUUAUAGCAGCUUCAGCCACUGUCCAUGGUAUUAUAGCAGCUUCAGCCACUGUCCAUGGUACCGGUAUUAUAGCAGCUUCAGCCACUGUCCAUGGUACCGGUAUUAUAGCAGCUUCAGCCACUGUCCAUGGUAUUAUAGCAGCUUCAGCCACUGUCCAUGGUAUUAUAGCAGCUUCAGCCACUGUCCAUGGUACCGGUAUUAUAGCAGCUUCAGCUACUGUCCAUGGUAUUAUAGCAGCUUCAGCUACUGUCCAUGGUAUUAUAGCAGCUUCAGCCACUGUCCAUGGUAUUAUAGCAGCUUCAGCCACUGUCCAUGGUAUUAUAGCAGCUUCAGCCACUGUCCAUGGUAUUAUAGCAGCUUCAGCCACUGUCCAUGGUAUUAUAGCAGCUUCAGCCACUGUCCAUGGUAUUAUAGCAGCUUCAGCCACUGUCCAUGGUAUUAUAGCAGCUUCAGCCACUGUCCAUGGUAUUAUAGCAGCUUCAGCCACUGUCCAUGGUAUUAUAGCAGCUUCAGCUACUGUCCAUGGUAUUAUAGCAGCUUCAGCCACUGUCCAUGGUAUUAUAGCAGCUUCAGACAAUUUCUGA
Pecten maximus is the source of this 720-nucleotide messenger RNA. RefSeq names its product mucin-1-like. The transcript has 2 exons. The record is from RefSeq and is a predicted model, not a curated record. NCBI's taxonomy places the organism in Eukaryota, Metazoa, Mollusca, Bivalvia, Pectinida, Pectinidae. Bases 1 to 720 code for a protein of 239 amino acids.